CGUAAAACGGUAUUGUUUAUCUUAUUCGAGGAGUUCUGAAAUUGAAAAGAGAUAGAAUGUGUAUUUGUGUUUGAAAAAUGCAUUUAAUAUUAGAGUAUACAAGCGAUGAGGAGGCGGAACAAGCGUUGGUACAUGAAUUGUUUGAAGUAGGAGGCCAUGGAUUGGAAAACUUUUUGUGCGAACACACAAAGUUAAAGGACAUACAUUUGCACAGAGAAAAACGAGCCCUCAAAAAUCUGCUUGUCAGUUUUGAUGUGGACGACAAGCUGAAAGAGGGCUUCACAUAUAUGUCCUCCAAACAAGGCAAACACAUCCUUAAUCGGAGAAAUAGACUUUCUGACACACUUUGUUUGCCGGAAGCGGGAAGAGAAAAAUGUGCAGCAGUCAAGCAUGGUAUUGAUACUGACGUCCAACUAGUUUGCUGGGGCUUCUACUGCCCGGGUCAGGGGAAUUGUCAAAGGGCAUGUGGUGGCUAUGGAAGAUGUGCUGAAGGUUGUGAUGUUACUCAGAAGCGAAACAACAAACAUUGCUGCAGUGUUGAAGUCAUUGCUGAAAUCCUUGCCUCAGACCCUACACGAUGGCGUGUCUGUGUUAAAGGCCAGCAUGUUUCUCCAGGUAUGUAAUGGCUGCCUCCCAACAAAGAAUAAGCCCAUGUUAGAGCGAGUGAAGGACAAUGUAAUGAGUGAUAGGUUAGUGGGUUUAACUCCCUUUAACAUUUAUAGAAAAAAACUUGCUGGGAUAGAAGAAAAUAAAAUAGCUGCUUCAUUCAAGGACACCCGCUCACAUCCAGUUCCAGAAAGGUUGACUGACGUAUAUAACACUGAGAAGCGUCAUUCAUUUCAAUCUGGUCAAUGGUCAUCAGUUCAUGCUUGUGUUCCUGAGUUGAAGCAGCAAGGCAUUCUGCUUCUGUACCAUCAACCCAGUAGUCAGACUGAUGCUCCGGAAGCGGACAAAUUAUUUACCUUGUGCUUAAGCAAUCACACAGCUCUGCAAUCUGCCAGAAGGAAUCAACAUGUGUUGGGAAUUGACGGCAAGCACGGUCUACAAGAUGAUGGUGCAUGCGUGACCACUUGUGUCACACAACACCAUGAUGGCUUUGGCUGCCCAACAGCCAUCUCUAUAAUAAAUAGAGAAAACACCGACUCCAUUUUGUUGACACUGCAAGCAAUCAUAGAAAAUGUGCCAUGUGAUAGUGCAGAAUGUACCCAUUACUUCACCUACUUGGGGAUUCCUGAUCAG
This is a messenger RNA of Dreissena polymorpha, 1239 nucleotides long. RefSeq lists its product as uncharacterized. The record is from RefSeq and is a predicted model, not a curated record. The coding region runs from base 78 to 623 and encodes 181 amino acids. NCBI's taxonomy places the organism in Eukaryota, Metazoa, Mollusca, Bivalvia, Myida, Dreissenidae. The transcript is spliced from 3 exons.